GUGUUCAAAUGGCCAAUCGGCUAAUGCUCUUGUGAGUUCAUCUUGAGUGUUUGAGAGAGAUCAAUGCAAGGCUUUGCACCACAAGAGUUUCUGGGAAAUGGGCAAAAAGGUGCAUCCACAACAAAACAAUAAUGAUCUCAGUCAGUAUAUCAUUUACACUAAAACAAAGUAAGAUAUUGUUUUUUAAAAAAGUAAAUCAACAGUUGCUAUAAAAUCCUACUACUACUACUUCUAUCAACACACACACAAACAAUUCGAUUAACUAAUAACAAUGGCUUUCUCAUUUUAUUUCCUUCUGUUCACCAAUCUUUUCUUCUCCAAUAUUAUUACUCCCUCCAUAGCCAAACCACCAGUCUUCAAACCCCAAGCUGUGCUUAUCCCAGUAAUCAAAGAUGCUUCCACCAAACAAUACAUAGCAAAAAUAAACCAAAGAACACCUCUAGUCCCACUCAAACUCACCAUAGAUCUCGGAGGUGAUAUCCUUAUGAUCAGCUGCCAAAAGGGCUAUGUCUCUUCAACCUACAAGCCAUCAAGAUGCGGCUCUGCGACGUGCAAUCGCGCUGGCCAAAUCUCGACGAGCUGUAAUGAUUGUGUAAAGGGACCAAAACCAGGCUGCAACAACAACACCUGCAGUGUCUCCCCUUACAACCCUUUCACCCUUAGAAGCACUGGUGGUGAAUUAGCACAAGACAUCAUAGCAAUCCAUUCCACAAAUGGACACAAUGUAGGGACUAAGGUAUUCAUCCAAAACAUUGUUUUCUGCUGUGGCAACACCUAUAAUGUUGUUGACUUGUCUCCUGACUAUUUCAUUGGAGUAAAGUCGAUCAAGAUCAACAACAAGGCUCUUAAGUUAAACACAACGUUGUUUUCCAUUAGUGCAAAAGAUGGAACAGGUGGAACAAAGAUUAGUACUUCUCAGCCUUAUACAACAUUGGAAACUUCCAUAUACAAAGCUGUUGUUGGUGAAUUUAGCAAAGCAUUGGCUGAAGUUCCAAGAGUGAAGGCUGUGGCGCCAUUCAGCCUUUGUUUUAACUCGACAAGCAUCGGUAUCACCCGAACAGGGCCUGCAGUCCCUCAGAUUGAUUUGGUGUUGCAGAACAACAAUGUGUGGACAAUUUUUGGUGCCAACUCGAUGGUUAAGGUUAGAAAUGGUGUGUUGUGUCUUGGAUUUGUUGAUGGUGGUAAACUUUACUUCCAAGAUUUUGAUAUUCCAUACUCUCCCACUGCUAUUAUAAUUGGAGGACAUCAAAUUGAGGACAAUCUUCUUGAGUUUGAUUUAGUUGCUUCAAGGCUUGGUUUCACCUCAUCUCUUCUUUUUAGCCAAACAUCUUGUUCAUUUAAAUUUAACUUUACUUCUAAUAAUGCUUAUGUUGAGUAAGUACUUUUGAAUCAAGCCUCAUUGGUUAUAGUUUUCAUAAUCUGAAAUUUGGUCCAUUAAAUUUUCUUUUUCUCCACUACACUUGACUUUCUAGUCUCUAGUUUUAUAAGAUGGAACUACUAUCUUGUUUUA
Cannabis sativa is the source of this 1510-nucleotide messenger RNA. RefSeq names its product probable aspartic proteinase GIP2. Gene Ontology annotation, biological process: proteolysis. Gene Ontology annotation, molecular function: aspartic-type endopeptidase activity. The transcript has 2 exons. NCBI's taxonomy places the organism in Eukaryota, Viridiplantae, Streptophyta, Magnoliopsida, Rosales, Cannabaceae. The record is from RefSeq and is a predicted model, not a curated record. The coding region runs from base 272 to 1378 and encodes 368 amino acids.